This is a messenger RNA of Anopheles cruzii, 2976 nucleotides long. It is a transcript of the gene pdm3, whose product is annotated as POU domain, class 6, transcription factor 2. Lineage: Eukaryota; Metazoa; Arthropoda; Insecta; Diptera; Culicidae. Gene Ontology annotation, biological process: regulation of transcription by RNA polymerase II. Gene Ontology annotation, molecular function: RNA polymerase II cis-regulatory region sequence-specific DNA binding; DNA-binding transcription factor activity, RNA polymerase II-specific. Bases 1 to 2418 code for a protein of 805 amino acids. The transcript has 9 exons. The record is from RefSeq and is a predicted model, not a curated record.
AUGGAGGACGGUGGAACGGACCCCGAGAACAACAAUAGUAGCCACUGUGGAAUGUUAGGAAUCAGCAUGCCAUGCGAAGGAGCCACCGGUCAUGACUUUGCCACCGUCCGCAAGGAGCUGGAGUACGCCAGCGCGAUCGCCGCGCACUACGGGGCGUCCGAGAAGGGCGAUCGAGUCAUUGGCUACAAGAUAGAGUCUGACUCUGUGUCCCUCUCUCCGACAGUGCAAGAUAUGCUCAACCUGCAGAAGCUCCAGAGUUUGGCCCAGCUGACCGGGGCAAGUGUGCUGGCACCGGGUCUGGGUCUGCCGAGCGCUUCGCCACUCCUCGCGAACUCACCACUCAACCUAAGCCUUUCGAGCCAGAGCCACAGCCCGGUGCUGGGGCUCGGGCCAGCCCCGGCACCGCUGGCUCCGGCGGCACCCCAGAUGCCCCAGCUGCUGCUGGCCUCGGGGCAGAUCCUGCAAGGGAUCCAGGGAGCCCAACUGCUGAUACCGACCUCCCAAGGGAUUGCGACCCAGACGAUCCUCACGAUACCGGUCGGCCAGCAGGUGAUAUCGGGUAUGAGCAGCGAGGCGUUACUCCAGUCGCUUAACUUCAACAGCACCCUAAGUGAUUCGCUGAGCUCGCAGGCCGCCCAAGCGGCCGCCGCCGCCGCUGCAGCAAGUGGAGCGGCCCUGUUUGCCACUCCGAGAGACGCCAGCCCCGUGGCCGGGUCAGGAUUACUGUCGACGCAACUGUUGGGCUCCGCCGGCCACUCACUGCAGCAGCACCAGCAACAACAGCAACACUCUCCCAAAGCCCUACACUACGCCAAUCACCAUCAUCACCUGCACCACGUUGCGGACGUUGGGAAGCUAAGGCCAGGCACGUCCACAGCCUCCUCGUCCACGGCCACGGCCGUCAGCGGCUCCUCGCUAGCGGGUUGCCUAGCGGCGCAACCUUCGACCCAUCACCAACAGCAGCAGCAGCCAUCCGCUCAUAGCUCGAUAGCCUCUUCCAGCGCACCGGGGACGUUGACCGCUGGUCGCGCUACGCCGGAUUCGGGACUCCGGUUGAAGGUGUUGCACGUCGCGACCGGAGCCGGUGAGUCGCCGAAGCGGAUCUCGCUCGCGGCUUCUUCGCCACCGGUGGCCAUCCUUAGCCGGCCGGCCAGCUACACCUCCUGCUCGUCGUCGUCGUAUGAGAAGCCGAUCCCCCUGAAGCGGGCCCUCUCCCCGGCCAGUCUGCCACCGAACGGGCAUCUGCAGGUGAACGUCCAGAUCGCCAGCCCUCGGUCACCGUCCGAUAGUGCAAUCAGCAGACUUGGCCUGCAGACGAGCGGUGGUGAGCUGAUCGCCAGUAAAUCGAAACCGUCGCCGGCGAGCUCGUCCGGCUCGUCCGGCCUGUCGCUGGCGAAGGACCAACCACCGCAGACAUCGUCCCUCCGUGGAUCCGUGUCACCCCUGCACCACCACCACCACCACCAUUCCUCCGGUGGCCCGGGCACCGUGUCCUCGUCCUCGGCCCGGCCCGGAUCCUGCGAUCUCGAGCUGAUAGAGCACCACGUCCGAAGCGCGUCCGGUGGCCCAAGCGAUGAGCUACCGGAGCACCUCGACAAACCGUCGAUAGCGGCCAGCGGUAGUACCAGCCAAUCCCUGCAGAAACGGCCACACCACCACCAGCACCAUCACCACCAGCAUGGCGGUGGCGAGCCGAGCACCUCACCGCCGAAGCUAAGUCCCGCCGGUUCGGCGCGGCUCGACUCGACCCACAGCGACGACGACGACGACGAGGAAACGUCGAACCAAGAGUUUCUGGAGGAGCACCCAAAUGAAUUAACAAUCAAUCAAACUAAUUGCAACGUGGUGGACGGUAUCGAUCUGGACGACAUCAAGGAGUUCGCCAAAGCGUUCAAGUUGCGGCGCCUGUCGCUCGGGCUGACGCAAACGCAAGUCGGCCAGGCCCUGUCCGUGACUGAGGGUCCCGCCUACAGCCAGAGUGCGAUCUGCAGUGCCCUGGCCGCUCAGAUGUAUUGUGCAGCGCAGCUUUCGUCGCAGCAGCAGCAAAUGUUUGAAAAGUUAGACAUUACUCCCAAAAGUGCACAAAAAAUAAAGCCCGUCCUCGAGCGCUGGAUGAAGGAGGCCGAAGAAAGUCACUCGUCCAGGUACAAAACGGGCCAGAACCACGUGCCCGACUUUAUCGGCGUCGAGCCGUCGAAGAAGCGGAAACGGAGGACCUCGUUCACGCCGCAGGCACUCGAACUGCUCAACGGGCACUUCGAGCGUAACACGCACCCGUCCGGUACCGAAAUCACCGGCCUAGCACACCAGCUCGGAUACGAGCGGGAAGUGAUCCGAAUCUGGUUCUGCAACAAGCGGCAAGCGCUCAAGAACACCGUACGGAUGAUGUCGAAAAGCUUCAAGAUGGAGAACACUUAAAGGGCGUUAAACGCACGGAAAUUUUUUAGGAAGAGAUCGAAAGAAUUACGAAGAAUUACGGUCGGGAACCGGAACCCGUGACCCACUAGUAGCCAUAUUAAAAUAAGGUGCCAUUCCGAUAUUGAGUAUGUAUAGGUACGUGAGUAGCGUGUAGGACCCCCACCCGUAGGCUAUGUAUUGGUAUUGAAGGCGCGAGCGAAGGCCCCGGCAAAGGAUUCCCGCUUUUCUACUCCACGGUGGCGGCGUUUGCAAAUGUUUCUCGUCUCGUCACCCUUCCCGGAACUUUUGUUAAACAAACACACGUACACUUUCUAUCUCUUUCUCUCCUACUGCGAUUCGGUACAAUUUUCGCCGUUCCCCGAAAAUGUGAAAAAUCGAUUGCUUUCCCACGAAUUGGUGAAAGGUUGUUUCAUUGAUUGCAAACGUCAAACUGCUCGUCACAUUUGGUGUGUGCAUGUGGACACUCGUGAAACCAAAGUUCCUAAUCUUUAUGAUAAGACAAGCACUGACACACCGACACCUGGGAAACAUACAAACACACAGGACACACUUCAAGCC